CUCUUUCUCUCUCUUAAACAAACAAGAAGCACAAGCAGCUGAAGCAGAAGCACAAGCAGCUCAACUUUCUCCCUUUUGAUAUCUGUGCUCCAGAAUUCCCCAAUUGGAUUGGAACAUUUCAUUUUAGCUGAGGAAGAUCUGUGUUCUUAUCCAGGAAGAUAUAAGCAGCUUAGAGUUUUGAUUCUUGCUUCAGUGGGGCAAUUUUUCGGGUUAAUGUUUCUGGGGUUUUCUCGGCUCAUUGGAGUUGCGUGAUUGGUCUAUCAGUGAUGCAGUGUUUGGUUUGAAGUGCAAGAAGAAGAGAUCUUGUUUUGCCAUUGUAAGUUAUGAUCAAACAGAUACUUAAUAGACUCCCAAGGAAGCCCAAGUCAGGUGAUCAUCGUGAAGGAGGAUCGUCCAGCUCUUCUUCAAAUGCUUCAACCAGUUCAAGAAGCGGCUCAACGAGUAAUAAGUAUGCACACUCGGGUACUACGUCAGUUUCAGGCCCCAAUUCUACUCCAAAUUAUGGAGUAAAUCAUGGAAGCAAGCUUAACUCGGAUGUGAAUGCAAAGGUUAAUGGGAAUUCAUUGGCUUCGUUUGAGGCACUGCCUAGCUUCAAAGAUGUUCCGAAUUCAGAGAAGCAGAACUUGUGCAUAAAAAAGUUGAACUUAUGUUGUUAUGUGUUUGACUUCACUGACCCAACGAAAAACCUCAAGGAAAAGGACAUCAAGCGACAGACAUUGGUAGAGCUUGUGGAUUACAUUGCUUCUGCUAAUGGGAAGUUCUCAGAAAGUGUCAUUCAAGAACUUGUAAAGAUGGUGUCCAUAAACUUAUUUAGAACAUUCACUUCUCCACCCCAUGAGAACAGAGCUUUAGAGGCCUUUGACUUAGAAGAGGAUGAGCCCUCAAUGGACCCAGCAUGGCCGCACUUGCAAGUUGUGUAUGAAUUGUUCUUGAGGUUUGUGGCAUCACCUGAGACAGAUGCAAAGUUAGCUAAGAGGUAUGUUGAUCACUCAUUUGUUCUCAAGUUAUUAGGUCUUUUUGAUUCAGACGACCACAGAGAGAGGGACUACUUGAAAACUGUUCUGCACCGCAUCUAUGGGAAAUUUAUGGUGCACCGCCCAUUCAUCAGGAAAGCAAUCAACCACAUCUUCUACCAUUUUAUUUUUGAAACUGAAAAGCAUAAUGGGAUUGCUGAGCUGUUAGAAAUUUUGGGAAGUAUAAUCAACGGAUUUGCUCUGCCAUUGAAAGAAGAGCACAAACUCUUUCUUGUUCGAGUGCUUAUUCCACUCCACAAACCUAAAUGUGUAUCCUUGUACCAUCAGCAGUUAUCUUAUUGCAUUACCCAAUUUGUGGAGAAAGACUGCAAACUUGCUGAUACAAUAAUCCGUGGGUUACUAAAAUAUUGGCCUAUUACAAAUAGUUCCAAAGAGGUCAUGUUCUUAGGUGAGCUGGAAGAAGUUUUAGAAGCUACUCAGCCUGGAGAGUUCCAACGCUGUAUGGUACCGUUAUUUCGCCAAGUUGGCCGUUGCUUGAGCAGUUCACAUUUUCAGGUGGCGGAAAGAGCUCUCUUCUUAUGGAAUAAUGAUCACAUUUCAAACCUAAUCAAACAGAAUCGCCAUGUUUUACUGCCCAUUAUAUUCCCCUCGUUGGAGAGAAAUGCAAGAAAUCACUGGAACCAGGCAGUUCAAAGCCUAACAUUAAAUGUUCGCAAGAUAUUCUCUGAUAUUGACCCUGAGCUUUUUGAGGAAUGCUUGCUCAAAUUCCAGGAAGAUGAAGCACAAGAGAAGGAAAUGAGUUUGAAACGUGAACUGACUUGGAAACGUUUGGAAGAGAUUGCUGCAAAGAAAGCUUCUGCAAGUAACGAAGCGGUGCUUGUGUCCCCAAGAAAAGCCAUGGGCAAACCUUCUGGCUAGCAAGUUAAAAAAACUUAUAAUGUGAUCCCAGUGGUUUUGAUGUUCUAAUUACUACGCAGAUCGUAGACUGACAUUGCUUUAUAAGUUCUGAGAUAUCGCUUGUUGUUGGUUCCUCCAGCUCAUUACCUGCCAAAAUAUGGGAAUGUCAGGCGAUCAAGUCACAGAGCAUGAAUGUCUCAAUCUGGAAUACAAUUGCCCCUUUUUGGUUUACCAUGUGGGGAGUGGGCUGUAUAUAUUCCAUUGGGUGUAGAAGAGCACAAAGGAGUACUGCUGCCACAGACAUCAUGGUCAAAUAGGAGACUUGGCUAGUAAGUUACUCCUUUUGUCAUCAGGGUUUCUAAGUUAACAAAAGGACUUGAAAUUGACAUACUUUUGGAUUUGGUUUAAUAGAGGUAUCAUUCCUUAUCAUCAUCAUCAAUCUUUAGUCACAUGUAUUGUAUCAUGUAUGUAUCAUCAAAACUAUGUUGCUUCUGCUUUUCUGAAUGGAUCUUUUCGUAUACCUGGUA
Fragaria vesca subsp. vesca is the source of this 2398-nucleotide messenger RNA. Its product is annotated as serine/threonine protein phosphatase 2A 59 kDa regulatory subunit B' eta isoform-like. Gene Ontology annotation, cellular component: protein phosphatase type 2A complex. The record is from RefSeq and is a predicted model, not a curated record. Gene Ontology annotation, molecular function: protein phosphatase regulator activity. The transcript is spliced from 3 exons. Gene Ontology annotation, biological process: signal transduction. NCBI's taxonomy places the organism in Eukaryota, Viridiplantae, Streptophyta, Magnoliopsida, Rosales, Rosaceae. Bases 324 to 1892 code for a protein of 522 amino acids.